Messenger RNA from Emys orbicularis (European pond turtle), 989 nucleotides. Its product is annotated as C-type lectin-like. The record is from RefSeq and is a predicted model, not a curated record. The transcript has 6 exons. The coding region runs from base 93 to 674 and encodes 193 amino acids. Lineage: Eukaryota; Metazoa; Chordata; Testudines; Emydidae. Gene Ontology annotation, molecular function: signaling receptor activity.
UUUGCCUGGGUGUUAAAUGAUUGGAGCUGCCAUCAGCACAGAUCUGCAUGUUCAGUAUUGACACCUGGUCCCCUCCCCGCACUGGUCUAUAAAUGCCCCGUGUCCGGCCAGUGUCCCAUGCAGGCUGCACUUGGACUGGCCUAGCACCGGAGCAGCUACCCAGCGAGACAAUCAGGAGAAGAGAGAAGAUGGGGCCAGUCGCCUACUUCAGCCUCUGCCUCCUCGGCUGCCUGAUCUUUAACCCCUCACUGGCAGGGGUACAGGCUGUGUCCUGUCCCGGGUGCUGGCUACCCUUCCAUGACAGCUGCUAUCAAUACGUCUCCCAAGGGAAAAACUGGAUGGAGGCUGAGGCUGAGUGCCAGCAGCAUUGGCCUGGGGCCCAUCUCGCCUCCAUUCACAGUGCCGAAGAAAAGAAUAUGCUGGCCCAUUACAUCAAGGGGGACGCCCCAAAGAAGAAUCACGUCUGGAUCGGACUCUCAAACUCUAAGCAGGAUCAAAGCUGGAGAUGGUCAGAUGAAUCCCCGUUCAGCUUCAGAGCUUGGGAGAAAGGGCAACCUAAUAAUUUUGUAGGAAAUGAGCACUGCACAGUGUUAUUUCAUGAUACAGAUUUUCAGAAAUGGCACGAUUUUCCCUGUGAAGCAAGAUUUUCUUUCAUUUGUAAACGCAAACCCUAGGGGAGGCAGGUCGCCUGGAUCUGGGGGGCUCCCAGAACCUGGGCUGUGAGCGAAUCGGGUCUCUCCGGCUCCCCUGGGAGACCAGAUCCUGUGUCCCCGGCUGCAAAGUCCCUUCUGCAAAGCAUCGCUGUGUUACACUGUGUCACUCUCGCUCUGCUCUGCCCCUUCUCUCCCUGUCGUACCCACGCUCUGCUCUUCUCAGCAAUCUCAGCACAGUGACGUGAUAAUAAACGUUCCCUCGAGCAUUCAGCUCAGUGCAUGUGAGAAAAUAAAUAAGGAAGUAUUGUUUACUACUUCUCAUAACACAAGAACUAG